This is a messenger RNA of Scatophagus argus, 2822 nucleotides long. RefSeq names its product cell cycle associated protein 1a (gene caprin1a). The transcript has 18 exons. Gene Ontology annotation, cellular component: cytoplasm. Bases 174 to 2075 code for a protein of 633 amino acids. Lineage: Eukaryota; Metazoa; Chordata; Actinopteri; Scatophagidae. The record is from RefSeq and is a predicted model, not a curated record. Gene Ontology annotation, molecular function: RNA binding.
GGGUCCUUGCAGCCGCGACCGUUAGCUUAGCAGCAGCUAGUCAGCAAUCGGCUGGUGAGAGCCUGAGCAUCCUUCUAGAAAAAAUACCAGUGAAAGUGAAAGAUACGGACUACUCUCAUACAGCUAACGUUAAAUCAGACAAAGGAAAUCUCUUUGAAGACAAGAGUAUAAAGAUGCCUUCAGCGAUGGUUGGCAACAGUGCUGUUCAGUCUGCCAUUCCAGACCUGGGAAAUGGAAGUCAUUUUGAGACCAUGAAGCAGGUUCUUGGUGUGAUUGAGAAGAAGGUUCGCAACAUGGAAAAGAAAAAGUCCAAACUGGAUGACUAUCAGGCAAAGAAGAACAAGGGAGAAAGACUGAACCACGAUCAGCUGGAGGCCUUGUCGAAGUACCAAGAGAUCAUCAACAAUCUUGAGUUUGCUCGAGAAUUGCAGAAGAACUUCCUGGCACUGGGCCAAGAGGUUCAAAAAGCAGUGAAGAAGUCAGCAAGACGGGAACAGCUGCAGCGGGAGGAGAUGGAACAGCGGCGGCUGAAGACAGUUUUGGAGCUACAAUUUUUAUUGGACCAGUUGGGAGAUGACAGUGUCAGGCAGGAGCUCAAACAGCCUGAUGCCACCGGUUCCCCCUUGCUCACUGAAGCUGACUUAACAUCGCUUGAUGAGUUUUACAAACUGGUGGGACCUGAUAGAAACAAUGACAUCAGGUUGACUGAACAGUAUGAAGAGGCAUCACUACACUUGUGGGAACUGCUUGAGGGCCGAGACAAGGCUGUGGCAGGGACCACAUACAAGGCACUGAAGGACACUCUGGACAAAGUGGUGCGGAGUGGUUACUUUGACAGAGCACAAACUCAUCAGAAUGGGACGUGUGACUUGGAGGAGCAAGAGGAGCAGACUGUGGCGGCUGAGUCAAAGGAUGGGAUGCAGCCAUCAGAACCUGAAGGAACAGCUACUGAAAAAUAUAUAGAGCCAGUUACAGUGGAAACCACAGAGUUUGUAAACAGACAGUUCAUUCCAGAAACAACGUACAGCAGUACAGACAAAGACCAAGUGGACGAGUGGACAGUCGAGGCUCAGAUGGUGAAUUCCCUGCAGCACCAGACCCCUGCCCAGCUGGCUACAGAACCCAACAUUGCUGUAAACCAUAUCACUCCCACUCCGGCUAGUGACCCAGUUGUAAGAAAGCAGGCUGUGCAGGACCUCAUGGCCCAGAUGCAAGGAACGUACAACUUCAUGCAGGACUCCAUGUUGGAGUUUGACGGUCAGGCUCUGGACCCUGCCAUUGUAUCUGCCCAGCCAAUGAAGCCUGUGCAGACUGUAGACCUGCAGCAGAUGGGCUGUCCUUCAGCCUUAUCGGAGUCCAGGCUUCCUCAAACAAAUGCAGUGUCUGGACCACAGGAAUCCUCACAUGCCUCGAUGUCUCUGUCGUCUGAGCAGUCCCCUGCCCCAUGUUCCCUGUCCCCUGCCUUCCCACCUGUCUCCAAACCCUCUCACACUGGAGGCAUCAAUGUCAAUGCAGCACCCUUCCAGUCAGUGCAAGCGGUAUUUAAUAUGAAUGCACCUGUACCUCCAUCCACUGAUGGCCAAGGAGAUCCUCUGAAGCAGCCCAGCCAGUUCCCUGGCGGCUAUGGGCAGGGCUUCAGUAGCCAGUCAGAGAGUACUGUAGACCAGCCUGACAUCCCACAGGAGACAUUACAGUCAGUUGUUGCUGGGUUCCAGGCCCAAGACCAGGUCUUGCCUUCAGCAGGAGGCCAUGAGGAGUCCUCUCCGGGACAGUCCUUUUACAACAGCAGGGCUGUGUCCAGGGGUGGACCCAGGAACACUCGUGGCAUGGUGAACGGGUAUCGGGGCUCCUCAAAUGGAUUUAGAGGGGCAUAUGAAGGCUAUCGUCCGCCUUUCUCGAAUGCUCCCAGCAGUGGUUAUGGUCAAACCCAGUUCAACACGUCUCGGGACUAUUCCAAUAACACUUAUCAGCGGGAGGGAUAUCAGCAAAACUACAAGCGAGGAGCUGCCCAAGGACCUCGAGUCAGAUCGAGAGUCGAUGGUGGUUUUGGAGAGACGAGUCCUACCUGUCACUGAGCCCAAUCACAUUUUGAACUAGCAGGAUGCUGUCUCUUGUGGGCCCCAUACUGUCUAGGUAACAAUGUAAUUAUGUAAUGAAAGACACUGUGUAGGUUUGGUAUAAUCAUGGUAUAAACUUCUUUUUGCCUUCAACCUGUCCAUUCUUAAAUGUGUGUACUGGCAGAUGAUGCCUGAACAUUUGCCCCUCGAGAUGAAACAAUAGGAACAAACCUUGCAAGGACAAAUUUGUCACUUAAAAUUAAAUCCACUUUGCCACAGCGAUGCUAAAGCUUUCUGUUUCGUCAAAUGAUGUGCCACUGCUUUACAUUUAUCGUGCUGUAUGUAUGGAUUGUGUUUUUCUUAACUUUUAUUUUACAAUCAAUCUGUUACACAAAUUGUCAUAACUGUUUUAUUGUCUUGAAAUGAGGUGUACAGUAUUGUCAAAUGACUCUCUUAUCCAUCAGCAAGCCAGCAGAAAACACAGUUUGUACAUCUUGUGCAAAAUAGGAUGCAGUAUUGUCUCAAAGGAACACUUGGCACACAGAAAUCAAAUGACAUUGCAAAAAAAGGACAGUAUGUAUUCCAUGUCCUAAUUAUGUAUGAAGUAAAACCACAUUUAAGGCAGACCUGUUGUUUCACCAGAUACAACCAAAACCUCCUUCAGUAAAAAGUGCCAAUCUGCCAGCUAGAAGAAAUCACAAACAUACACGAAAAAAGCAACCUGGAUAGCACAGCAAUUACACCAAACUGGUAUUCUGUGGGGGG